Messenger RNA from Cynara cardunculus var. scolymus (artichoke), 1380 nucleotides. RefSeq lists its product as uncharacterized. Lineage: Eukaryota; Viridiplantae; Streptophyta; Magnoliopsida; Asterales; Asteraceae. The transcript has a single exon. The record is from RefSeq and is a predicted model, not a curated record. Gene Ontology annotation, molecular function: S-adenosylmethionine-dependent methyltransferase activity. The coding region runs from base 1 to 1380 and encodes 459 amino acids.
AUGACCACCGCCGCCCGCUACCGGCAACGGAUUCUGGUACGAGCGCUCUACUCCGGUGUUCUUUUCGUCCUUGCAAGAACCGUAUAUCUCAUCAUCACCACCACCACCUCCACCACCACCACCGGCGGCGGUCCCUAUAACUCCUGGGAAGCCGACAAUGACGAACAGCUCGUCAAAUAUUACUCCUCCGUUUUCCAAGAUUUGAUAUUCGACGGAUUUCUCGCCGUCGAUUCAAAAACCCUCGCCGUUGGUAUCCAUUCUUCUCAAUACGUCGACGCUUUGAAAGAAACCGGCGUUUCGUACUCCAAAGCCGUCAGAAAAAACGUCCGGUUGCCGUUUAAAAACAACACGUUUGAUUCACAGUUCUCUGCUCACACCGGUCUCGAUUCCUCCGCCGAUCCCGGCGAACUCUCGUCGGAAUUAUCAAGAACUCUGAAACCAGGUGGUUAUCUCAUCAUCCAUACGGAAUCCAACGACUCCUAUAGUUUAAAUUCUUUGUUGGAUUUGUUUGAUUCGUUUAAAUUGAUCCGAUCACUCGAAAUCUCCGUUCAACAUUGGUCGAUUCCGCCGGUUCGUGAAAUUGUUCUCAAGAAACAAAAUGGGAUUCUCCGUCGCCGGAGAAAUCUCGCCGGAAUUUGCUCAGUUCCCGCGUAUAAAAAGGAGUUAAUUCAAAAUUCUGAGCCGUUGAUAACUGAAGAACCAUUGCAGCCAUGGGUUUCAUUCAAGAGCAACUUCAAGAACAUCAAAUACCUUUCAUCAAUGGCGGAUAUCAGAUUCAAAACCCGAUACAUUUACAUCGAUAUCGGAGCUCGAAACUACGGAUCAAGCAUCGGAAGCUGGUUCAAGAAACAAUACCCAAAACAAAACAAACCCUUCAAGAUUUUCGCAAUCGAAGCCGAUAAACAAUUCCAUGAAGAAUACAAAUCAAAGAAAAAGAUAACCCUCUUGCCAUACGCGGCCUGGGUUCGAAAUGAAUCCUUGUUCUUCGAAAUCAAUCGAGAACCCAACAACAAAAACGAGGAGAAAGGACGCGGGAUGGGUCGAGUUCAAUCUGCACAAACUUCCACCACUUUCAUGGGGGAUUUGAACAAGAUUCAAGGGUUUGAUUUCGCGAAUUGGGUGAAGAACAGUUUCAGAGGAAAAGAUUUCGUGGUGGUGAAGAUGGAUGUCGAAGGAACUGAGUUCGAUUUGAUUCGAAUGUUGAUCGAAACCGGAGCCAUUUGUUUGAUCGAUGAAAUGUUUCUCGAAUGCCAUUACAAUCGAUGGCAAAGAUGCUGUAAUGGAGAAAGGAGUUCAAAGUAUCAUAAGGUGUAUAGUGAAUGUAUAGAGUUGUUUAGUUCAUUGAGGGAGAAAGGUGUUCUGGUUCAUCAAUGGUGGUAA